Leptidea sinapis is the source of this 2702-nucleotide messenger RNA. RefSeq names its product trifunctional enzyme subunit alpha, mitochondrial (gene Mtpalpha). The coding region runs from base 97 to 2388 and encodes 763 amino acids. NCBI's taxonomy places the organism in Eukaryota, Metazoa, Arthropoda, Insecta, Lepidoptera, Pieridae. The transcript has 14 exons. Gene Ontology annotation, biological process: fatty acid beta-oxidation. The record is from RefSeq and is a predicted model, not a curated record. Gene Ontology annotation, cellular component: mitochondrion; mitochondrial fatty acid beta-oxidation multienzyme complex. Gene Ontology annotation, molecular function: long-chain (3S)-3-hydroxyacyl-CoA dehydrogenase (NAD+) activity; NAD+ binding; enoyl-CoA hydratase activity.
AUGAAGAAAGUUUAGGUUCAAAGUCUGAGUUGAAAAUUCGCAAGUGUUAAAAACUUUUAAAAUAUAAUUAAAUAUUUGAUUAGUGUAACAAAGAAAAUGUCGAACAGUAAAAUGUUUAAUGCACUCAAAAUUCUUAAACAACGAAGCAACUUCAAAAUAUACAAUGGCCAUUAUAGCAGAACCUUUGCUGCGGCUGCUGCUUCUCAAUCUCACACUAAAUGUAAAAUUGUUAAUGGAGUAUACGUAAUCACAUUAGAUACUCCAAAUGCGAAGGUCAACUCACUCAACACUGCAGUUAUGGAUGAAGUAUCAAAUAUCUUAAAUGAAGUGGAAUCUAAUCCGGCAAUAGAGGCAGCAGUGUUAAUAUCUGGAAAGCCCGGCUGUUUCAUAGCAGGCGCUGACAUUAGUAUGAUUGAAAGUUGUAAAACUAAAGAGGAACUUGUAAAACUAGCAAAAACCGGACAUGCAAUUUUCAAAAGAAUGGAAUCCUCUAGAAAACCAUUUGUGGCAGCGAUACAGGGUAGUUGCCUUGGCGGAGGAUUAGAAACAGCUCUUGCCUGUCACUAUCGCAUAGCUGUAAAGGAUUCGAAAACAGGAUUUGGUCUACCUGAAGUAAUGUUAGGUUUACUUCCUGGUGGUGGUGGUACUCAAAGAUUACCAAAGUUGACUUCAAUCCCAACUACAUUAGAUAUGGCACUAACAGGAAAAACUGUUAAAGCUGAUAAAGCAAAAAAGUUAGGAAUUGUUGAUCUACUAGUUUCUCCAUUAGGACCAGGACUCGGGACACCUGUAGAAAAUACACAAAAAUAUUUAGAAAAUGUAGCCGUCCAGAUUGCCAAAGAUAUUGCAUCGGGUAAAAUAAAGACUGAAAAGAAGAAAGGUUUGAUGGAAACAGUAACGGGUACUGUAAUGGGGUGGGAUUUUGUGAAGAAUAUUGUAUUUAACAAAGCUACAGAGCAGGUUAUGAAAGCAUCUCGUGGCUUGUAUCCUGCCCCUUUAAAGAUUCUUGAAGUAGUAAGAGUUGGAGUAGACAAGGGGCCUGUAGAAGGUUACGAAGCUGAGGCCCAAGGUUUUGGUGAACUAGCCAUGACACCUCAGAGCAAGGGCUUAAUUAGUCUAUUCAGAGGUCAGACCGAAUGCAAGAAAAAUAGGUUUGGAAAGCCACAAGUAGAUGUUAAAACGAUUGGUGUGCUUGGUGCCGGUUUGAUGGGUGCUGGUAUAGUGCAGGUAUCUAUUGACAAAGGAUACAGUGUUGUUAUGAAGGAUGCUACUAAAGAAGGCUUGUACAGAGGAAUGGGGCAAAUACAAAAUGGCCUUGUCAAUAGCGUGAAAAGGAAACGGAUUUCUUCUUUACAGAAGGACAAGUAUUUAUCAAACUUGCUGCCAACAUUAGACUACGCAAAGUUCAAGACUGCAGACUGUGUCAUUGAGGCGGUGUUUGAAGAUAUCAACAUAAAACACAAAGUUAUCAAGGAGAUUGAGGCUGUGGUGCCACAUCAUUGUGUUGUAGCGACCAACACAAGCGCUAUCCCUAUAACUAAGAUUGCAGCGGGCAGUAGUCGGCCUGAAAAAGUUAUCGGCAUGCACUAUUUCUCACCCGUGGACAAAAUGCAACUGCUGGAGAUAAUUCGUCACCCCACUACCAGUGACGACACCGCGGCCGCCGCUGUUGCCAUCGGUCUCAAGCAGGGCAAGGUGGUCAUCACAGUGGGUGAUGGACCUGGUUUCUACACCACCAGAAUACUCUCCACCAUGCUGAGUGAAGCCAUCAGGUUGUUACAAGAAGGAGUAGAUCCCAAGGAUCUGGACAAGAUGACAAAGGAAUUCGGUUUUCCUGUGGGUGCAGCCACUCUGGCUGAUGAAGUGGGAAUAGAUGUAGGGGCCCAUAUCGCAGUUGACCUGGCUAAAGCGUUUGGCGAACGAAUUAGUGGAGGAGACCUGAACAUUAUGCAAGAUCUUGUCAAGUCCGGGUUUAUGGGAAGGAAAUCUGGCAAAGGCUUCUAUGUUUACGAGAAGGGCACAAAGAACAAGGAUGUGAACCAAGAUGCUGUGCAAAUGCUGAAAGAUAAAUAUUCACUGGAGCCAAAGGGUUCAACGAAUGUGGAGGACCAACAAUUGAGAAUGGUUUCCAGAUUUGUAAAUGAAGCAGUUCUAUCACUGGAGGAAAAGAUAUUGCACAGCCCUCUCGAAGGUGACAUUGGCGCUGUCUUUGGACUUGGAUUCCCACCUUUCACCGGGGGACCGUUCAGAUGGGUGGACCAAUAUGGUGCUGAUAAAUUAGUUAAAAAAAUGGAGGAGUAUCAGGGAUUAUAUGGAGCACCAUUCAAACCUGCACAAACACUUGUCGACAUGGCAAAAGAUAGUAGCAACAAGUUCUAUAAGCAUUAAUAUUGGUUAGAAGACUAUUUCUUCAUGAAAGUUCUAUUUAUAUAUUACAGAAAGUGUCACAAUAAUUUUGAAGUUUUAUAUGAUGCAAGUAAUUAAUUCGGAUUUAAUGAAACUUGUUAUGUAGUUGGAAAUUUGUAUGAUCGAAUGUUGAUGAAUAUUAAGAAUAAGUUUAAGGUUUAGAUUGAUAUAUUUUUUAAAUAUUUAUAUUCUACUGUACCAGUAAGUUAUGUGCGUCUAUAUCUAUUUAUUUGAAUCCAAGUGGCAAAUGUAGACGUUUCGACAGAUAUUAUGUAAAAAUAAAUCAUUAUAUUGUU